AUGGAGGUGUCGGCUCACAGCCUCUUCCUGCUGCAGCAGCUCAACGUCCAGCGAGAGUUCGGCUUCCUGUGCGACUGCACCGUCGCCAUCGGCAACGUCUACUUCAAGGCCCACCGAGCCGUCCUGGCCGCUUUCUCCAACUACUUCAAGAUGAUCUUCAUCCACCAGUCCAGUGAGUGUAUAAAGAUUCAGCCCACUGACAUCCAGCCGGACGUCUUCAGCUAUCUGCUCCACAUCAUGUACACCGGUUUGUGUCCGAAGCAGCCGGUGGAUCAGACUCGUCUUCAGGAGGGAAUAAAGUUCCUUCACGCGUACCAGCUGUGCCGAAAACCAGGCGAGGGCGCCGCCGACGCCGCCACCGACGUGGUCCGCAUGUCCAACCUGUACGGCAUCCAGAUCUCCUCCCAGCUGGCCAACAAGGACGCUGCCGCCGCCAAAACCAGCGCAGCGUCGCUGGAGGACGGGCGCAGGGGGGGCCGCUCGCUGGCCGUGGGGCUGGACCCGUCUGCCUCGCUACGCAACGUCUGCUCCGUGGCGUCCGGAGACGACUCGGACAUCUCGAAUCGCAUCAAGCAGGAGCACGUGGAGGACGAGGAGGACGGGGAGGAGGGGGGGGGCGAGGGGGCGGGGGGGUCGCCGUCGCAGGACAGCAGCCCCAGUCUGCUGUUUAAGGAGCGAGCGCCGGUCCUGCUGUGUCCUCGCUGCGGCGAACGCUGCUCCUCCCCCGAGGGUCUACGGGAGCACCUGUUCAGCCACGCCCUCGACCCCGCCCGCCUCAUGGGGGGGGGGCUGGAUGGCGGCGGGGAGGAGGGGGGGCCGGCGGGGGGGCAGGAGCAGCUGGACGCAGGCUGUCUGGAGGAGGCGCUGCGGCAGAGCCAGGCGCUCGCCAACCAGCUGGCCGCAGAGCUGCGGAGGAGCCGGGGGGGCGGGGGUGGCGGAGGGGGUGGAGGGGGGGGGAGCAGCCCCGCCCCCCCCACCCUGACCUCACGGAAACGUAAGAUCGCUUGCGCCGUCUGCAGCCUGCGCUUCUCCCACAAGAGCCAGCUGCAGGAGCACAUGUACACUCACACCGGCAAACCGUCCCGCUACCACCGCUACAACCGGCUCUGCAGUCAGCUGUUCCAAGGCUCCGCCCACUGCUGCGACGUUGCCGCGGAGACCGGUGGAGGGGGCGGGGCCUCGGCGGGCGGCGCCGCACUGCCGGAUGACGCCAACAGAGACACGCAGGACAACGGCAGCUCCUGCUACUCACUGGACUCUGAGAUCUCACAGGAGAGCGUAGACGGCGUCACGGUGGAGUGA
Messenger RNA from Scomber japonicus (chub mackerel), 1302 nucleotides. It is a transcript of the gene zbtb25, whose product is annotated as zinc finger and BTB domain containing 25. Gene Ontology annotation, cellular component: nucleus. NCBI's taxonomy places the organism in Eukaryota, Metazoa, Chordata, Actinopteri, Scombriformes, Scombridae. Gene Ontology annotation, biological process: regulation of transcription by RNA polymerase II. Gene Ontology annotation, molecular function: DNA-binding transcription factor activity, RNA polymerase II-specific; RNA polymerase II cis-regulatory region sequence-specific DNA binding; protein binding. The record is from RefSeq and is a predicted model, not a curated record.